AUGCAACCAGAGAGGAACUUCCAGAGUUUGGGCUCUAGAUACAGGCAAAACUCUUUCAUGUAUGAUGUGAAGCGAGAUGUGUACAAUGAGGAGACCUUUCAACAGGAACACAGAAGGAAGACCACUUUCUCUGGGAACUUGGAUAUCGACAUCAGCACUGUCAGUCACCAUGUCCAGUGCCGCUGCUCAUGGCACAAGUUUCGAAGAUGCAUGCUUACAAUCUUUCCCUUCCUAGAGUGGAUGUGUUUUUAUCGAUUCAAGGAUUGGCUUCUUGGAGACUUACUUGCUGGGAUAAGUGUUGGCCUUGUGCAAGUUCCCCAAGGCCUGACGUUUGGUUUGCUGGCAAGGCAACUGAUUCCUCCUCUCAAUGUCUCUUAUGCAGCUUUCUGUGCUUCAAUAAUUUAUGGAAUUUGGGGAUCAUGUCGUCAAAUGUCCAUUGGUACAUUCUUCCUUGUGAGUGCUCUGACCAUCAAUGUCCUGAGGACGUACCCAUUCAACAGUGGCCACCUAAUACUGGGAACUUUCAUCAAGGAUGACUUUUCUAACCUCUCCUUCUUUGAGAACUAUAACAAAUCCUUGAGUGUGGUGGCAUCCACAACGUUGCUGACUGGGAUUAUUCAGCUAUCAAUGGGCAUGUUGGGUUUUGGCUUCAUUAUCACUUACAUUCCGGAGGCUGCAAUCAGUGCUUACCUGGCUGCCACGGCACUACACAUCAUGCUGUCCCAGUUGACCUGCAUCUUCGGGAUUAUGAUUAGUUUCCAUUCUGGUCCCAUCUCCUUCUUCUAUAACAUAAUUAACUACUGUAUAGGUCUCCCCAAAGCUAAUUCCACCAGCAUCUUACUAUUUCUAACUGCUAUUGUUGCUCUGAGAAUCAACAAAUGUAUCAGAAUUUCCUACAAUCAGUACCCCAUCAAGUUUCCCAUGGAAAUUUUUCUGAUUCUUGGGUUUGCUGCAUUUGCAAACAAGGUAAACGUGGACACAGAAAACAGCAAGAUGCUCAUUGAUAUGAUUCCUUAUAGCUUCCUGUUUCCUGUAACGCCAGAUAUGAGCAAUCUUACUGAAGUUCUUUUAGAAGCGUUCUCCUUAGCUUUAGUGAGCUCCUCUCUGCUCAUAUUUCUGGGCAGGAAGAUUGCCAGUUUCCAUAACUAUGAUGUCAAUUCCAACCAGGAUUUAAUAGCCAUUGGCCUUUGCAAUGUCGUCAGUUCAUUUUUCAGAUCUUAUGUGUUUACUGGUGCUGUUGUCAGGACUAUUAUCCAGGAUAAAGCUGGAGGAAGACAACAGCUUGCAUCUCUGGUAGGCGCAGGUGUGAUGCUGCUCCUGAUGGUGAAGGUGGGACGCUUUUUCUACAAACUGCCAAAUGCUGUGCUGGCUGGUAUUAUUCUGAGCAAUGUCCUACCCUACCUUGAAACCAUUUACAACUUACCCAAUCUGUGGAGGCAGAACCAAUAUGACUGUCUCAUUUGGAUGGUGACAUUCACAUCUGCAAUUUUACUGGGACUGGACAUUGGAUUACUUGUUUCAGUAGCUUUUACCUUCUUCAUCAUCACUGUUCAGUCACACAGAACUAAGAUUCUCCUCCUGGGUCAGAUCCCUAACACCAAUAUUUAUAGAAGCUUCCAUGACUAUCAGGAGGUUACAAACAUUCCAGGGGUGAAGAUCUUCCAGUGCUGCAACUCCAUUACAUUUGUCAAUGUUCACUACCUAAAGCGCAAGCUGUUAGAGGGGGUUGAAAUGGUAAAGGUGCCUCUUAUAGAAGAAGAAAUUUACAGCCUGUUUAAUCAAAAUGAAGAUGGCCCCCAGCAAGGAAAGCUUUGUUGGUGUAUCUGCAACUGUGAUGAACCGGAGCCACCGCCCAGGGUUGUUUACACAGAACGAUUUGAAAGUAAACGGGGCCUCGACUCGUCCUCCAUUAACCUGGUCCGCUGCUCACGUUUCAAAAUCAUGGACACAAGCCAGACUAUGUCCGAUGACCAAGUACCGUACGUAAAAUCUUCCACAUCCCAGAGAAAUCCAAACUACAAGGAGGUGGAGAAAGUUCGGCUUUCUGAUGACGCCUCUAGGAGCAUGUUGAUCACACUCCCUGAUGCUUCUGAAACUCAGGUUGGGGGUAGAACACUCCUGCCUUACUCGACUUCAUCUCUUUUACCCAGCAUCCACACCAUCAUCCUGGACUUCUCCAUGGUACAUCUUGUGGAUGCACAGGCUUUGGUCGUACUAAGACAGAUGUUCAGUGCUUUCCAAAACGCCAACAUCUUGGUGCUCAUUGCAGGGUGUCACUCUUCUGUGGUCAGGGCACUUGAGAAGAAUGAUUUCUUUGACGCUGGCAUCACUAAGGGCCAGCUGUUCCUCACCCUCCACGAUGCUGUGCUGUUUGCUUUGUCAAGGAAGUUGCCAGAGUCCUCCGAGUUAAGUGUGGACAAAUCGGAUACAGUGAUACAAGAAGCCUACUCAGAAACAGACAAGAAAGAAGAAUCAAAACAUAAAAUGAGCAGCCGUCUUAUAGAAGCCCCCAGAAGUAAAAGUCCAGCCUUCACCAUACUCCAGGACCCAGUAACAGAGGAGGAAUCAGAGCUAGACUUUGAUCUGUAUCCCACGCAGGAGUCAGAACAAGAGACUGGGCUAGAUCCGGACCUAGACCUGGAUCACGAGAUGGAGCCUGAGUCAGAGCUGGAGCCUGAAUGUGAGCUGGAUCCAGAGACAGAGACCAAGCCUGAGCCCACAUCCAGGCCAAGCUCUCAGCAGCAGUACUAGCCUCUGUAUCAGUUUAUAACUCCCCAGUCCCCACCUCAGACUCAGCCUAGGACACAGUCAGUAGAGAGGAAGCAUCAGCUUAUGAAUUCAUUUACAUCCCAGAGCAACGCCAGUGAGGAUACCUUGUAG
This is a messenger RNA of Lipotes vexillifer (Yangtze River dolphin), 2880 nucleotides long. It is a transcript of the gene SLC26A8, whose product is annotated as solute carrier family 26 member 8. The record is from RefSeq and is a predicted model, not a curated record. The transcript is spliced from 19 exons. Gene Ontology annotation, cellular component: membrane. Gene Ontology annotation, biological process: transmembrane transport. NCBI's taxonomy places the organism in Eukaryota, Metazoa, Chordata, Mammalia, Artiodactyla, Lipotidae.